Molecule: messenger RNA, 954 nt
Organism: Fusarium sp. VM40
Lineage: Eukaryota; Fungi; Ascomycota; Sordariomycetes; Hypocreales; Nectriaceae
Source: the annotation of a GenBank genome assembly
AUGCCCCCCAGAAUACCGGCGCUGCCACGCCUAGGCUCAUUGAACCUCUGCCUCCGACCCGCUACGAAGCCCGCUACACCCAACUUCCUACCCAUCAUCCAGACGGCCAACCUCUCCCAGCGUGAGAAGAAGCGCAAGGCGAAGCAAGACCCUUACCGAUGGGCUCAGGCUCAACAACGAAAAGCCGCCAAUGUGCAAAGGCGUGAGGAGCUCUCUCGUGAGCGAGAUGAGGCUUGGGGUGAUCCUAUCAAGGGACAGACAACACCCUUCAUAGAGUCUCUCGAAUCAGCCGGCCAGAAAGCCACUCGCGAAGCUGCCGAGGCUGCUAGCAACGAAGCCGCCUCUACCCAGGAGCUACCAAUAUCUCCGGAGCUGCGAAAUUACUUCCUUACCAACUCGGAACUCGAAGAGGCCGUCAAGCACGCAUACACUCUCACCAAACCCAUGAUUGGCGUAGUCGAGUCGCAGAUGGAGCCCGGAAGCGGAGAGGACAAGAAGAAGGAGCACGAGGAACGGCAUGAGAAGGCUAUCGAGGCUCUGCGCCGUAUCACAGCCCUCAACAACAGCAGCGCAAGGGACCGAUUCCACGCCAACGUCCGACGCAUUGUCGAUGAGUUUGGCCGCCACAACACUGAUAAGACGCUAACGCCCAAGCCCAAGUCAAUUCAUCCCAACACAGUCCCCAUGCCCGGUCGAUCUGGUCCUGAUACCGGCAGCUCUGAAGUCCAGAUUGCCAUCUUGACGACUAAGAUCCACAACCUCUCUCAGGCCCUGCAGAUCAACCGAGGAUACAAAGAUAAGCAUAACAAGCGUAACCUGAGAUUGUUGAUGCAUCGAAGGCAGAAGCUUAUGAAGUACAUGGACCGCAAGGAGAGGGGAAGUGAGCGAUGGACUCACAUGGUCGAGAAGCUGGGCCUUACACCCGCGACCUGGAAGGACCAGAUCUCACUAUAA